AUGAGUCGAAACAGCGUGAGUGGCCCUGCGACGACGUACCAGGUGUACGUGCUGGCAAUAAUAGGAAAAGGAGACAUCCCUUUGUACGAAGCCGACCUGUCUAUGAACGUCAAAAAGGACAUUUCAGAACAUCUGGCACAGUUCAUAAUUCAUCAGUCUCUAGAUUCGGUAGAUGUGGUAGUAUGGAAAUCUACGAAUCUUUUUUUAAAAACGGUCGAUUCGUUUAACAGCUAUUCUGUGUCAGCAUAUUGUACCACAGGACACAUAAAGUUCUUACUGCUUCACAAGAACAAGAAUGAGAUGAUCAGUGGGGGGGGGACGACAGUUGGACCCACAAUCUAUGUCCCCUCCGAUGAGAACAUCCGAUCCUUCUUCGAGAUCGUUCACGAAAAUUAUAUUAAGGUCUUAUUGAACCCAUUGUAUGAGCCCAACGGAAUGAUUACAAGUUCUCUGUUUGACCAGAAUGUGCACUUGGCGGCGAAGCGCUUCCUGCACGGUUGA
Molecule: messenger RNA, 501 nt
Organism: Plasmodium inui San Antonio 1
Lineage: Eukaryota; Apicomplexa; Aconoidasida; Haemosporida; Plasmodiidae
Exons: 1
Coding region: 1-501 (166 amino acids)
Biological process (GO): endoplasmic reticulum to Golgi vesicle-mediated transport
Cellular component (GO): cytoplasm; TRAPP complex; nucleus
Source: RefSeq, a predicted model, not a curated record